Molecule: messenger RNA, 1245 nt
Organism: Asparagus officinalis (garden asparagus)
Lineage: Eukaryota; Viridiplantae; Streptophyta; Magnoliopsida; Asparagales; Asparagaceae
Product: MADS-box transcription factor 21-like
Exons: 8
Coding region: 241-957 (238 amino acids)
Biological process (GO): positive regulation of transcription by RNA polymerase II
Cellular component (GO): nucleus
Molecular function (GO): protein dimerization activity; RNA polymerase II cis-regulatory region sequence-specific DNA binding; DNA-binding transcription factor activity, RNA polymerase II-specific
Source: RefSeq, a predicted model, not a curated record
CAAGAAGCUAAGCUAUAGCUGCCAGUCUCUCUCCCCCUCUCUCUCUUUCUCUCUCAUGCGCUAAAACUUUGCUUUUUUGUUUUUUUUUCCCUCUUCGAUCUCCUCGAAAUUCUCACAAUUUCUCAUGAAAACAAUGGAGCCCAUCAACUCAAAGACUCAGAUCUUGAAGUAAUCUGACUUCAUUUUUAGAUUUCUCCUAGGUUUUAUCUUCGCUCAAGAUCAGUGUAGCGAGAACCAAAAAUGGGAAGGGGAAAGAUUGAGAUCAAGAGGAUUGAGAACACAACGAAUCGCCAAGUGACUUUCUGCAAGAGGAGGAAUGGACUCUUGAAGAAAGCUUAUGAGCUCUCUGUGCUUUGCGAUGCAGAGGUUGCACUUAUCGUCUUUUCCAGCCGUGGCCGCCUCUAUGAAUACUCAAACAACAGCAUAAAAUCAACCAUCGAGAGGUACAAGAAAGCAUGUGCUGAUAGUUCCAAUUCAAAUGCAGUUAUAGAGGUCAAUUCUCAGCAAUAUUAUCAGCAAGAAGCAGCAAAGUUACGCCAUCAGAUACAGAUUUUACAAAAUGCUAACAGGUGGCCUCCUAUGCACCUAAUGGGUGAUUCUCUGAGUUCUUUGACCGUGAAGGAGCUCAAACAGCUCGAGAACCGACUUGAAAGGGGCAUUACCAGGAUCAGGUCAAAGAAGCAUGAGCUCUUGUUUGCGGAAAUUGAAUACAUGCAGAAAAGGGAAACGGAACUUCAGAAUGACAACAUGUACCUCAGAGCUAAGAUAUCAGAAAAUGAGCGAGCACAUCAAGUAAGUGUUGUACAGCCUGGGCCUGAGUUUGACACUCUUCCAACAUUCGACUCAAGGAACUACUACAAUGUUCAUAUGCUCGAGGCUGCACCUCACUAUUCACAUCAUCAAGAUCAAACUGCUCUUCAUCUUGGGUAUGAAAACAAAGCUGAUCCUGCUGCAUAAAAAAAUUACUUCUUAAGCAUGUUUCUAGCAAAAGGUUUGUCUUGAUUACAAAAACUUUUGUCAUAAUCUUGUAUUGAUACUCAUGGAGAUUUGCCAAGACAGCCUUACAUGUUCACCUUUGAUGUGCAUUGGCGUUAAUCAUGCUUUAAAAAUGAUAGUUAAAGAACUUGUGACCUUCUGUUGAUCAAUAUUAUGGGCUUUCUUUUGUGAGAUAAUCUUGUAUUGAUACUCAUGGAGGUUUGCCAAGACAGUGUUAUAUGUUCACCUUUGAUGUGCAUUGACUUUAAA